AUACAUUUCACACGCUAACCGAACGCCUCCCUCGCUCUCCCCUUAAAAAAAUCCGAUUUUUUCUCCUCCUCAAAUCACGUCGAUCGGAUCCGAAAGCGGGAAAGCUUUUGAUAGAAUUCGAUCUUGGGAAUCCAAGUAUACCCACUCAAUGCGAUCGGUGAAGGAGAGAUUUGGAUGAAAAAUCCAAUCUUGUAGGGUUUUUCUUCCCCAAGUUGUGAUCUUUUUGCGAAAUGGGUUGCUUCCCGUGCUUCGAUUCCAAGGAGGCAGCGCAGCUGAAUCCCGGAAACCGGGCGGGUGACAGGAGGGAGGAGCAGCCCAUGGUGCCCCCUCGCGUCGAUAAGUUAUCUUCUGGAGCUGAUAGGAUGAAGACCAGAAGCAAUUUGGAUUUGAAAAGGGAAUCAUUGGGACCAAGGGAAGAGUCUGGUUUUAAUAUUUCAGCACAGACAUUCACCUUUCGGGAGCUUGCAGCAGCAACAAAGAAUUUUAGGCCAGAAUGCUUUUUAGGGGAAGGAGGGUUCGGACGGGUCUAUAAAGGUCGUCUGGAAAGCACGGGUCAGGUUGUAGCUAUCAAACAGCUUGAUCGGAAUGGGCUUCAAGGAAAUAGAGAAUUUCUGGUGGAGGUCCUCAUGCUUAGUCUGUUGCAUCACCCCAACCUAGUUAACCUCAUUGGUUGCUGUGCUGAUGGAGAUCAACGCCUACUCGUGUAUGAGUAUAUGCCUUUGGGAUCAUUGGAAGAUCACUUACAUGACCUCCCACCUGGUAAAGAACCAUUGGAUUGGAAUAGAAGGAUGAAGAUUGCUUCUGGUGCAGCCAAAGGGUUGGAGUACCUUCAUGAUAAAGCUAACCCUCCAGUCAUAUAUAGGGACUUCAAAUCAUCCAAUAUAUUAUUGGAUGAGGGGUUUCACCCAAAGCUCUCUGAUUUUGGGCUUGCCAAACUCGGUCCUGUUGGUGAUAAAUCUCAUGUCUCAACAAGGGUGAUGGGAACCUAUGGAUAUUGUGCUCCAGAGUAUGCUAUGACUGGACAAUUAACAGUCAAGUCCGAUGUCUAUAGUUUUGGAGUUGUAUUAUUAGAGUUGAUCACUGGAAGGAAGGUCAUUGACAGUACCAGAGCACAUGCGGAACAAAAUCUUGUUUCAUGGGCUCGGCCCAUGUUCAAUGACCGAAGGAAACUCCCAAAGCUAGCUGAUCCAAAGCUUCAAGGGCGAUACCCCAUGCGUGGGCUCUGCCAGGCCCUUGCUGUGGCUUCAAUGUGCAUUCAAGAGGAAGCUGCCUCUCGCCCACUUAUCGCUGAUGUUGUGACUGCUCUGUCCUACUUGUCCUCCCAGGCUUAUGAUCCCAGUGCAGGACCUAAUUAUAACAGUAGAUAUGGUGGGGAAAGGAGUGGUGGCAAUGAGAAAGGUGGCAGGAUGCUUGUGAAAAAUGAAGGAUCCGGGCAUGAGCGGGGACUAGACAUGGAGAAAGAGGACUCUCCAAGGGAGGUGGUCGGUAUCUUGAACAGGGAUUUUGAUCGCGAGCGAGCUGUGGCGGAGGCCAAGAUGUGGGGAGAGAAUUGGCGGGAGAAGAGACGGGCUAAUGCUAAUCUGCAGGAAAGUUACGAUGCUGCGAGCGGAAAUGGGUAGGCGCAGGCUUGAACACUUCUCGUUCCAUUUUUUAUCUGUAGAAGAGAGAUGAAACCAUGAAGUAAGGAACUUGUUUAGAUAUUAGCUUAUCAUUUCCUUUUUCCUUUUCGCUUAACGUGUUAGAUGGAAGGGAAGAGGUGGGAGAGUUGAGUAUUUAAUUUCUAGAGGGAGCGAGGCUUUAUAGUGGUUAUGAGUGGUAAUCCCAGACAAGUUAUUUUGCUUAUGAAUUUUUUUUUUUUAAAAAUAUGUAUGAUGGAAGAGAUUUGUAUAAUGUAUAGUCUUUUGUUUGCUUC
This is a messenger RNA of Phoenix dactylifera (date palm), 1912 nucleotides long. Its product is annotated as serine/threonine-protein kinase PBS1-like. Gene Ontology annotation, biological process: protein phosphorylation. Lineage: Eukaryota; Viridiplantae; Streptophyta; Magnoliopsida; Arecales; Arecaceae. Gene Ontology annotation, molecular function: ATP binding; protein kinase activity. The record is from RefSeq and is a predicted model, not a curated record.